Molecule: messenger RNA, 2836 nt
Organism: Lutzomyia longipalpis
Lineage: Eukaryota; Metazoa; Arthropoda; Insecta; Diptera; Psychodidae
Product: fibroblast growth factor receptor 3-like
Exons: 4
Coding region: 925-1857 (310 amino acids)
Source: RefSeq, a predicted model, not a curated record
AUGCAUGGGAGGGAAAGUUUAUCGAAAGACUUCGAUUGAUUUUUCGGGGAAAUUGUGAAUAAAACGUGGGAUUUUGAUGGAAAAUAUUUCCAAGAAGACCCUCAUUUGUGUGGAAAAUUGCGAGUUCGCCCCUGCCUUCAAGAUUCUCUAUCUUUCCUUAGAAUUCAGCAGGUCGUCGAGCGCGCCAGAGCUCUUCGGCACAACCAGUGUGCGCUUCCAUUCAGUCACUUAGUAACCGCUCGCUGAAGAGGUUGUGCGCGCAUCGAAGUUGAAAUAUUCUCAUAUAUUUUUUCCCUGCCAAAAUUCUUGGAAAAAAACAUAGCAAGAGAAUUGUGUUUCAGUGUCGGAUUUUUCACAACUGAUUGAUCCAAAAAGGAGUCUUCUUUUUUUUUUCGUAGCUCUCAGAGUUGAAGAGUAGGGGAGAAGUUUGAUGAGAUCAGCGCGAAUUUCAUCACGCGAGUAAUUUCUGUGAAAGUGGUCGUGGCCUAAAAUUUUCUCAGUGAAAUAGCGGUGCCCACGAAGAAUUGAUUCUUAGGAAUUCUUAUUAAAUUUGCGGUUAACCCAAAUAAGGAACAUACACGAGUACUUUUCCAUCAUAAUGAUAACGAGAUUUUGCACUUCGCAGUUCAAAGUGUUUUGCCAAAGCUUGUGGUGCAUCAACGAAGUUCGUAGGUAAGCUCCCGGUGGUGGUUGCAGGAGCUAAUUAGAUUAUCACCUUCUUCUACUGCAUUUUCCGGAAACUUUAUCAGUUGGCAUAAUUUAAAGUGUCAAGGAGUUCCUGAGAUAAGACUCAAAAAUAAGUAAUAUUGUGUUGUGACUCAUUGAAAAGACACGUUGAACUUGAUUGUGAUUGGAAAACUGAUUCAAAAAUAUAUAUAUCUGAAUUUUUUUUGACCAAAUUGUGAUAUACAUAUAUAACCGAAAAUGGUCAAGGUGUCUUUGUAUUCUUUUGCAAAAGUAAAAUUGCUGCUCAUCUGCAUCGUGGAUGCGGUGAGCAAAGUGGCGGGAAUCGAUCAUUGCUCAUCCCAUCUGUUCAACAUAAACGACACAAGCAUACAAUUCACCAAGGAAGUGGUUAACCACGAAUACGCAGUUCUGGGACAAUUCAAAAGCCUCCAUUGCUGUGCCAAAGGAUACCGCAGCAUUGAAUGGUUUAAGGAUGGUAGACCAUAUCCGUGGUCCGGUGACGUUUCCACGCUCAUUCUCUACCCGGAAGCAUCAAAUCAGACCAUCUACACGCGGCAUGCAUCAGCCGUGGACAAUGGUAACUACACGUGCGUGGUUAGCAGUGAAACCCUAAAGCUGGAGCAACACAUGAGCCUCGUGGUUCAAGCCAACUCCCCGGACGCCCCACUGCCCACGUACCGGCCAAAGGAUCAGACGGUGCAACUGGGCCACACAGCACGUUUCUACUGUGAGGCAUUCGUGGGGAAUUUGGGUCUGCCCGACGUCAAGAGCGACAUAUCUUGGCAUCGUGUCUUUGAAGGAGAACUCAACCCUGUACUAGGAGGCAACCAAAAGAUCAUUCGAAGAGAGGACAAUCAGAAUGUAGGAGCAAUCCUUGAGCUUACAAAUGUCGACGCAAAGAGCUAUGGACGGUAUUUGUGUCGCAUAGAUAUGGGAAAUUCAGCCCAUAGAUUGGAGAUGUCUGCAUGGCUCUUUGGGCCACCUAUUAAGGCAGAAGACUCAUCUAGUGCCCUACUGCAGUUCCUCGCCAUCAUCCUGGCGUGCAUGGCCUUCAUUGCACUACUCACGGUCUACCGAUAUGCUCCUGUUUGGCGACAAAUGAACCGGAAGAAGUCCAACCAGUGCAGGAUGGAUCCCGCGGGAAAAUUCAACGUACCAACGAGACCAUAAAGAAAAACUAACAAUAACGUACUGCACUAUUUGGUGUCCAAAAUGUGUUAUAACUGGUGUUACUGAUAGAAACUAAACAUUUCCAAAUUCACAAAACGUGUAUAGGUGACUUUGUAAAAAAAAAACUUGAUGUGAACAUCAAGAGCGUGAAAGGAAGAGCAUGUAAAAAAGAAUGAUGAUAUCAAAAGAUUUUUUUUAUACAUAAAAGAUAAAAGCUUGAUAAUGCUCUGUGAAUGAUAUUCCUAAAAAAGCGCAUAAGUUAGCGUUAAAAGAAAAAAAGCUAGAUUUAUUUCUUAAAAUUAGUAAAAAAAAAAGCAAGAUAUGAGGGAAGGAUCUGAAAAAUUAUAAUUAAAAGAAAAGAAUGAUAAAAUACCAGAAAAAUGCCAAAUUUUUCACAACAUUUUUCAUCUCAAAAGUUCACCAUUUCAUUUUAAAUACAAUUCUAUAUAAACGCACUUCGUUAAACUUUUAUUAUACAUACCUAUACCUACCUAUUAUUAAUUUGCAACACAGAAAAAAAGCAUUGAGUGAAUAAAAUAAAAUUAAUGUAGUUAGUUGUAAUUUGAACAAAAUGAUCAAAUGACAAUGGAGAAUAUAAAGAAAAAAAAUUAUAUAGGAAGAUUGUACAUGAUGUGUAAAAACUAGGGUAAUAAUAUUCUUCAAAAUUCUAUACCUACAAUGAAAACAUGUGUAGCAAAAUACACAAAUCUCUUUGCCCUAAACAAUGUAUUUCCAUUAAAUGAAAGAACAUGGUAUAAUUAAAUUCGAUUGAAGCUUCUCAGUCACGCUUCUAUUGUUUAUUUCGAUUUAAUAGAGAGAGAGGUAAUUAAUUUAUUUUCACUUUUCAUAGAGAGCGGAAUAUUUCGAAAUUAUAAUACAGGUUGAUAGUAGAAUUUAUUUAUGCUAAGUUAAAUAUUUUUACAAGUGUGUGAAUACUUUUAUACUAUGUAGAACAAUUAAAUAAAAAUGAACAAUGAAA